UUAGGCAGUUUCUAUUCUUACAGGUGGAACCUGCAAAGCACUCUAGGUCUUUUUCUGCCUUGGGUUUCUGAUACCUCACGUGAGGGGACUUGCAGGCUGACAAGGAAGGAGAGCCUGGCCUAUUCCAGUUGUCCCUUUGUACAUAUUGCCCAAGCCCCACUGACAAUGGAUCAGAGGGUGGACAAUGAUGCUGAAGCUUGGUUGCAACUGAAGCCUGUGGAGCCCUUGCCCUCCCAGUGCUGUGGGAGUGGCUGCUCACCCUGUGUGUUUGACCUCUAUUCCCGAGACCUGGAAAGAUGGGAAGCAGCCCGAGCCAGAAAUGACAGGAGCCUGCUGAGUGGGAAGCAGUCACCUGAGACCCAGGGCUGCUCCACCAAGCUGAGUCCAGAGACCUUCCUGGCCUUUCACAUCAGCGCCAUAGAGAAACUUACCAAGGACACCCUUCGUGUCCGUUUUACACUACCGGGGAACAAUCAGCUCGGCCUGCAUCCUGGGCAGCACCUUAUCCUACGAGGUAUAGCAGAUGGCUUGGAAAUUCAGAGAGCCUAUACUCCCAUCAGCCCGGUCACUGCAGAAGGGUACUUUGAUGUUUUAAUCAAGUGCUAUCAAGCUGGGCUGAUGUCCCAGUACGUGGAGUCCUGGAGAACAGGAGACACAGCUUUCUGGAGAGGACCUUUUGGAAGCUUUUUAUAUGAACCAAACAAGUAUGGUGAACUACUCAUGCUGGCAGCCGGCACAGGCCUGGCCCCUAUGGUGCCUAUCCUGCAUAGCAUCACAGACAAUGCAGAUGAUGAGACCUUUGUCACCUUGGUUUGCUGCUUCAAGACCUUCGAGAGCAUCUACUUGAAGACUUUCCUCCAGGAACAGGCCAGGUUCUGGAACGUUCGAACCUUUUUUGUCCUCAGUCAGGAGGUCUCCCCAGAGCAGCUUCCCUGGAGCUACCGUGAGAAGACCCACUUUGGCCGCCUGGGCCAGGAGCUGGUUGAUGAACUAGUAGCCUGCUGCCGGAGAAAGCCAUUUACAUUAGUCUGUGGCUCAUCUUCAUUUACCAAGGACAUGGCUAGGUGUUUGCUGUCUGCUGGCCUGACUGAGGACUCCUACUUCCUCUUCUAGCCCUAGCCACAGACUUUGUACAGGGACUCAGGAAGGAGCACAGACUAGAGUCAGAAGACAUGGAGUCCAGGCCAGACCCUGCUGCUGACUUGGACAAUGUUGUCACCCUUAGAACUUCCUUUCCUGUCUGCUUCAUAAGGUUUGUCCUUCCCUCCUAGCAUCCUGGUAUGUGGAGGGAGGCCAGCAGUGGGCCUGGAAGCCAGGGAAGACUGCUCCAAGGAAGCCAAACAAAUGGAGUCCCGCUGAGCUCAGGAUGGUGGCAUUGGAUGGGAGAAGGGGUGAGGAGCCUCUCUCGCCCCUCCAGAGGGCCCAGAGUCAGUGUUAAGAGAAUAACUUUGGGGAAAGCUCAGAGCUCUUUGGAGGACCUUAACUUCUGUACCUUCCGUGGGUUGAACACACGCCUUGGUCAACGACCUGACCAUGUUCUCAGAACAAGGCACUGGAUCAUCUGGGUAUCAGUGCCAAGUCUGUCCUGCCAUGAUCAGCUUCAUGCUCAGUCUGUCUUUCCUGGCUAGGCAAGCCAGCCCAGAGUCCUUUCUCCACAAAAGAAGAGGAAUAGAGGCAAAUGCCCCUCCCUCCUGCAGGCAGCCACAUAGCCCGAGCCUUCAGCUCGGUGCCCUGGCGACGGUUGCUAUGGAGAUCUAAAGAUAGAGCAGGAGUCAGGAGACCUGGGUCCCUCUCCCAGCUCUGCCCACUGAGCGGCUGCUGAUCCAGGUCCACCCAGCCCCCACCCCCACCUCCUCCAUCCUGCAUGGGGCAUGCCCUCUCCAGGGAACUUGCUGCCCCUGGGCAUCGCGUUAACUUAAUGAAUUCUGCUUUCUACAGCCUGGGCCCCAGUGUGCUGCGCCAGCACAGGCUAGGUACAGGCAGUCCCAGACUUCUAAAGCUCAGCAGUGGGAUGCUAGAAGCUGAUCUGGGAGCCUUCAGGAUUAGGCAUUUAUAGCCGUAGAGUUGCAGUCUUUCCAGCUAAGCAGCUUCUCUGAUGCCAGAAAACCCUGUCCAGCAGAUUCACUAUAUGAAAGAAGACCCCAAGAGUGACUCAGCCCUGCAGUCUCCCAUCUCACCCCUGCUCAUGGUUGUACAUGCUUUUCACACCGUGCUUCAUGGGACACUGGGGAACCUUGCCUGCAUAGCAGCAAUGAAGGGUAACUGGAGGGUUCCAGGUCCCCUUCAGUCACAGCAGAUCUGUGGAAUGGGGCCUAGAGGAGUUUUUGUCAGAAAGGUCUUCGUUGUUCUGCCCAGAAAAUCACAACAAAUAAAUUCCUCUUCUGGGCUCUGUUCACUAUACAGUUGCGGUGAGCAGCUGGGUGUCGGGAAGUUUUCACACUGAACAUCGGGGGCAUGGGACCUCUGUCGUGGUUUACAGGGUGUUGGGUGUGACUUCUCAGAACCCAUGGUCACAAACACAUUAAAGCUCCAUGAACUUUAAGUCAA
Cricetulus griseus (Chinese hamster) is the source of this 2547-nucleotide messenger RNA. The record is from RefSeq and is a predicted model, not a curated record. NCBI's taxonomy places the organism in Eukaryota, Metazoa, Chordata, Mammalia, Rodentia, Cricetidae.